Messenger RNA from Macrobrachium nipponense, 719 nucleotides. RefSeq names its product U6 snRNA-associated Sm-like protein LSm5. NCBI's taxonomy places the organism in Eukaryota, Metazoa, Arthropoda, Malacostraca, Decapoda, Palaemonidae. Gene Ontology annotation, biological process: mRNA splicing, via spliceosome. The transcript is spliced from 3 exons. The record is from RefSeq and is a predicted model, not a curated record. Gene Ontology annotation, molecular function: RNA binding. Gene Ontology annotation, cellular component: U4/U6 x U5 tri-snRNP complex; U6 snRNP; Lsm1-7-Pat1 complex. Bases 65 to 331 code for a protein of 88 amino acids.
CUAAAAAUGAGCGUUUCCUUCCUUCUUUAGAAAGGCUGCAUUUGCUUCAGAUCAUUUCUACACCAUGGCCGCUUCGAAUCCGUCAACACUUCUUCCUCUUGAACUGGUGGAUAAGUGCAUUGGUUCCCGUAUCCAUAUAAUUAUGAAGAGUGAUAAGGAAAUUAUAGGUACUCUACUUGGCUUCGAUGACUUUGUCAAUAUGGUUUUAGAAGACGUCACAGAGUAUGAGUCGACUCCAGAAGGGAGACGAAUUACCCAAUUAGAUCAGAUUCUACUUAAUGGAAAUCAUAUAACCAUGCUUGUCCCUGGUGGUGCAGAGAUUGUAGAUUGACAUGGCCUUCAGUCAGCUCCAGUUUUCAGCUAUUUCCUAGUAUAUAGUGAUAAUUAUCAAUAUUUCUUGAGGUAAAUACAAAUUGUUUUCAUAUAUUAGAAAAUAAUGGUUUUAGUUCGCAUUUAUUUUGUGUCAGUGCUUAGGGAGAACCAAUUUCAUUGGUUGAACAUUAGCUCAGUGAGUUCUGUCCCAUCCCAUAUUAUAUUUUUAUGUUUUGAAUGUCUUUUGUUAUUGCUGUAGGGUAUUCAUUUUGUGAUAAUUCUUAUAUCGCUAUUGAUAAGUUAUUUUUUUCCAAUAAUAGUCAAUUAGUAUUAUUUGAUAUCUAGAUAUUUAUUAACUCAAAUACUGUAUCUAGUACAAAAUUUGUAAUAAAUAUUUUAAAUGAUGA